Akanthomyces muscarius is the source of this 2796-nucleotide messenger RNA. RefSeq lists its product as uncharacterized. Gene Ontology annotation, biological process: carbohydrate metabolic process; glycoprotein catabolic process. NCBI's taxonomy places the organism in Eukaryota, Fungi, Ascomycota, Sordariomycetes, Hypocreales, Cordycipitaceae. The record is from RefSeq and is a predicted model, not a curated record. Bases 1 to 2796 code for a protein of 931 amino acids. The transcript is spliced from 5 exons. Gene Ontology annotation, molecular function: beta-mannosidase activity.
AUGAAGAUCGUCUUCGCCUUGAGCUGUUUUGCGGCGCUGGUAGCUAGCGCCAAAGCGUCAAACACUACCCGCUCUUUGGGCGCGGAGACCUGGACUGUUACCAAUGAGCAUGGGAAUGUCACUGUGCCUGGUAAAUUCCCUUCUCAGGUCCAUCUUGACCUCUAUGCUGCUCAAGUUAUCAAUGACCCAUACCAUGGCCAAAACGAUUUGAAUCUGCGAUGGAUUUCUGCACAGAACUGGACAUAUACUUCAAAGCCAAUUCUCGGACUGACGAAAGACAAAAGCCUGUCUACUUGGCUCGUCUUCGACGGCCUGGACACCUAUAGCACCAUCAAAUUUUGCGAUCAGAUUGUGGCGACCACUGAUAACCAGUUUAAACAGUGGUAUUUUGAUGUGACGUCGGUGCUCGCUGGCUGCCAAAGCGAGCCUGUACUCAGCAUCAACUUUGGAGCGAUUCCAGCAAUCAUCAACAAACUAAACGCCAGUGGCAUUGAAACGUGGCCGCCGGAAGUUGUUUAUCCUUUCGAGUAUCCGAAUCGGCAAUGGGUGCGCAAAGAGCAGUCCGACUUUGGCUGGGAUUGGGGUCCGGCUUUUGUCCCUACCGGUCCCUGGCGAGACGGUCGCAUUGUCCAACUCAAGGAUGGAGAGGCAUACUCUCUCAACACCAACAUUGAUAUCUAUCGAAAGGGCCAGUUGAAUAAUUUUGCGCCCGACCAGAGUCAACCAUGGGUGGUCAAUGCCAGUCUCGAUUACAUCGGCAAUUUACCCAAGCAAGGCUCCCUGCAUGCAAUCAUUACAGAUGCCGAGGACAAUUCAAAGAUCUUAUACUCUGGAAAUUUGGAGAAUAUCACUAGAUCCAACAAAUCAAUCACGGGCUCAGUCGUCAUUGAGGGCACCAAGCCUCGACUCUGGUGGCCCAACGGGAUGGGUCAACAACCCUUGUACUCGAUCACCGUGUCGGUCUCUGGUUGUGGAACAAAUGAGCAUACUUUGGUGUCGCAGAGAAGAGUUGGAUUUCGAACUAUCCUUCUAAGCACCGGCAAUGUGACCGAUGACCAAGUCGCCCGCGGCUACCAACCUGGAAAUAACUGGCACUUUCAAAUCAAUGGCCACGAGUUUUACGCCAAAGGCGCCAAUAUGAUCCCCCCCGAUGCUUUCUGGCCUCGUGUCACAACCGAUAGAAUGAGCCGUAUGUUUGAUUCGGUCGAGGCACAGAAUUUUAACAUGCUACGAAUUUGGUCGUCCGGCGCGUAUCUGCCAGACUUCAUCUACGACCUGGCCGAUGAGAGAGGCAUCCUGCUUUGGAGCGAAUUCGAGUUUAGCGACAGCUUGUAUCCCGAUUAUCCCCAGUUUGUGCAGAGUGUCACUGACGAACUCUCAUACAACGUUCGACGCAUCAAUCAUCAUCCAUCCCUGGCUUGCUGGGCGGGCGGAAACGAAUUUGAGAACUUGCUUCUCCCCACGGCACAAGCUGUCGACCCAGACCGCUAUCCAUACUAUUUGGGACAGUAUGAGCACUUGUUCAUCACUGCCAUGUUCACAAUCCUCGCGGAGAACAGUCGCUCCAUCUCUUAUACACCUAGCAGCGCCAACAAUGGCUGGACCAAGAUCGACUUUUCUCUGCCAGUGCCCAUGGUUGAGCGCUACAAUAACAAAACCAAAGGCGAUCUUUACAGUAACACCGACUAUUAUAAUUACGACAGCAGUGUUUCCUUUGAUUCUAAUAAGUAUCCUAUUGGGCGUUUUGCCGUCGAGUUUGGCUUUACCAGCAUGCCAAGCCUGGCAACUUGGAAGGAGGCAUUGGGCCCGGAAGACUUACACUUUAAUUCCACCACAAUUACACUGCGAAACCAUCACUACCCUCCAGGUGGCUUGGAGACAAACUUGACCAUGGGCGCCAGGGGGUUGGCUGAGAUGACUCUUGCUGUCGAGAGAUACUACCCGACGCCAAACAAGGACGACUCCGCGGCAAACUUUAGCUCCUGGUGCCAUGCCACGCAACUCUUCCAAGCCGACUUUUACAAAUCCCAAAUCCAGUUCUAUCGCCGCGGAAGCGCCAUGCCCGAGCGCCAGAUGGGAUCCCUCUACUGGCAGCUCAACGACAUCUGGCAGGCACCCACAUGGGCCGCACUUGAAUACAGCGGUCGCUGGAAGGCCUUGCCUUACGUGACCAAACAGAUUUACAAGAACGUCAUUGUUGCGCCAUAUUUUAACAACACCUCCGGCGACUUGGAUUUUUGGGUAACAUCAGAUUUGUGGGACUCUGUGGCGGGCCAUCUGUCAUUCAGUUGGGUAGACCUCAAGGGCAAGCCAAUUGCAGACAAUGCGGGCAUGCCCAAGACUGUCAACUUCACCGUCCCCGCCAUCAACAGCACAAGUGUGUUGAAGACAAAUAUUGCCGACGUCAAACUACCAGAUCAAAAAGAUGCGAUCCUGUUGAUGUCCCUCCAGGCCGAUGGUCAUCUUCCCAACAACAAAACCGCAACACGAUUCACACACAACGAGUACUUCCUGCCCGUGUGGCCCAAAGAGGCCAAGUUUGCAGAUCCUGGUUUGAAGUUGUCCAAAGACAACGCCACAGGGGGCUUCAUCAUUGAAGCAACAAAGAGCGUGUCGCUGUACACCUGGUUGACUCAUCCAGAGGAAGUCAUCGGCUUUUUCGACCACAAUCUCUUUGUAUUGCUGCCAGGAGAGAAAAAACAUGUUGGGUUCAAGUUGCAGCAGGGUACUUCAGGCAAAGAGUGGAUGGAAAAAGUGACUGUGGAGAGCCUGUGGGACUUGACGACGCGCAACUAA